This is a messenger RNA of Maudiozyma saulgeensis, 1140 nucleotides long. The record is from the annotation of a GenBank genome assembly. Lineage: Eukaryota; Fungi; Ascomycota; Saccharomycetes; Saccharomycetales; Saccharomycetaceae.
AUGUAUAAUAAUUCCAACCACUGGGAUUCAUAUUCUACACUAGAUGAGAUAAUAUCUAGACCGACUGUUUUUGAUAAUGAGACUAACAAAUCAUCUCCUUCUCCAGAGAUACAUUGGAACACACAAACUCACCAUAAUCACCCUUUAUCGGCACAAUUUUCUGCUCAUAAGAGACAACUCAUUGCACAACAAGCAGUCAUUGCAGCAGUAAAUGCUUCAAGAAAAGUUGCUAACGCUAAGAAAUUGAAAAUUGAUAAAUCAAAUAAUUCUACACUAGACCUAAAUGCAAAAGACAACUAUAAAAAAUCGAUUAAAAGUUUCCAGGUACGUCGUCACAGAAUUCCAAGAGUGUUAGCACAAAUUUCUGUCCCAGAAAUGAUUAAAUCAAUGAAACAAAGGCAUCAAAAUAACGAACAUGGUAGCAAACCACCUUACCCAUAUGCCACUUUGAUUCUUAUAGCACUUUUACAAAAUGACCUUAAUAGAUUGACAUUGUCUCAAAUUUACAACUGGAUCUCUACAAGAUUUCCAUAUUUUACAAUGGAUCAAGCCACAUGGCAAAAUUCUGUGAGACAUAACUUGUCCCUAAACUCUGCUUUUGUAAAGACAAUUAAAUCACCAGAUAAGAAAAGUUAUUUUUGGGGAUUCCAAAGAGGUCAUGAAUCUAAAUUCUUCAAAGAUUUAGAGCUUACCUUUGAAGAAUUGAAAGACAUAGCAAAGAGUCUUGAGCAAUAUUUCUAUCCUUUACCAUCAAUCAAAGUUAAUGCGUCGCCACUAACUGAAUCAAAGGAUCCAAAUUUUACUAAAAACAGCAACCCACUUCCAACUCCCCCAAAUACUGACGAUCAUGAAAUGAACGUUGGGUUAGGUCCAGCUUUUGAUGUGUUAGCUUCAACUCCACCUAAAAAUUCAAAAAAUAAUGAGAAAUCUUUAUUAAAACCAAUAAAAAAUUCAAUGGAGGGCGAACACAUGAAUACAAAUGCCUGUAGCAUUGAUGAAAGACUUGAUGCUCUUAGAACUCCUGAAUUCAAAAACCACGAAUCUUUAAUUUGUUCCCCAUUAACACCGAACAAAUUAGAAUCCAUUCAUAAUUCGAACUUGAUUUUUUUCCAAAUUUGGAACCAAGGACAUAGUUUUUAA